CGUGCAAAUACGUGGCAGUAUAUCUUCUUGAUAUUUCUUUCUAUUUCAGUUGUUGUUAAACUGAAUUCUCAUCUUCCUCGUUACAUUACUACUAGUUUUCUUCAUCUCUAUUCCUUUUAUUUUCCACCAAAAAACUUCAAUUGCUUCUUUUAGUGGCUGCUGAUUCUUUUACGUUGACCUUUCUUUGUCCCUACAUCUGGUUUUCAUUUUUUCGCUCCAACAAAAAACUCAAGUAAAUUAUGAAAAUUACCACUUUACUACUAUGUAUAUGUUACUAUAAAGUUUAGAUUAAUUCAUACUCUUGUAUAACCACUGUGCAUCAUCUUUUCGUGUGUCAAAAUGAUCUCCUGAUUUUGAGUUUAGUUACAAUGAACUCUGUAUAUAUGAAUUCAUUGGACCUGAAAAGCUGGAUGAAUACUGAACUUUUUGGGUUUAAUUGGAUUGAAGCUUAGUGAUUGAUUGAUUCUUGAUUUUGAACUGUAUCUCCUCUUCCCACUUCCUCUUCAUUUCUUUGUUGGUGUGGUCUCUUUAGUACUAUGGAUUCAUCAAAAUCUUAAAUAUUCUAUUACCUCAUAAGUGCAACUUCAUUCUUGGAUUAACAAAUUUUCAGCACAAAUUUAUUUUCCAGUAUAAGAAUGAAAUGCAUCCGAACAGAGCUGAAUGGUUUUAGAGAAUCCGUAUAGCCGAUGCCAACUUAGUUUAAGCUUAAGGUCUAGUUGUCCAUGCUAGCACCUUUCUGUUGUUGUGUGUAGAUUUGUAGAUGAUGCUUGUUAGUAGACAAAACCCUCCUUGAGGAUUAUCCAUGAAGGGUGAAAACAAAUAGUAGAUAUGAUCAUAAUGUAAGUGAACUAGUUCCAUGUGUCAAUUUCAGUAGAUUGCACUUUCUUAGUUACUAAUCAUUAAAUUAAGGUUUUAUUCAGAAGAAAUAGUAUGAGUGAAAGCCGAGUCAUUUGAUGUUGCAUUGUCAAGAAGAAACAAAUAAAUUGAAGUCAACAUUUGUUUUCUUUUUAGCUUCCCAGUUUCAAACGCAGAACGGUUCUUAAAAGCUUAGAAAUUACACAGUCAUCCUUUGGAUUUGUACUAACUUGAUAAAGUAUGAAUUUGCACAGCAGUUAUAGAUUUUGGAUUUCUGUAUAUUUCUGAUAAUGCUUCUGAUUCUGAAGAUGGUAAGCAGGAAACAAAAUUACUUUGAAUUUAUUCUUUUCUAUUUCGUUGUUGCUUCAAGGUGAGCGUAUCAUGGUUCAGCAAUGCUAAGGCUUCAGAAUCCACAAGCCUUUAGCAGCUGUCAUUCAUUUCCAGAUACUAGUGAACUCAUACCUUGCAAGAGUAUAUAUGUCAAUCCUUUCAUUAGUAGCCGUAGUUAUGCUAGCCUUGUGAGUUAUACUGCUAAAGGAGUCAGCAAUUGUUCUUUCUCUUGGAAUCGGGGCUGUCAACUGAAAUCUUAUAAACUCUCUCAUCAUGCCACUUCAUAUAGAUUGCUGUGCCGGUCACAAGAUGCUACUUCACCUGAAAAUGAGUAUCGCUCCUCCCGAAAUAUAGCUAUCAGCCUGUUCAAGCGAUACAAGAAUUUUCUUGAGCGUGGAGGAGGUGACAACUUAAAAGAGUUCAUCAGUGCUGGUGUAAAUGCAUAUGCUUUGGGAUGUACUGAUGAAGGAUUGAGGAAAGAACUGAUUGCUUUGAAGGAGUCUGGUGCUGAAAUUGAAGCCAUGGAAACAUAUGGAGGAAGUACCAGCCUCAAGUCUAUGAUUUUAUCUAAGGGGGUUGAUGAGUGUAUUAUGUGGUUGAGCAUUAUAUUCAUCACCAUCCUAUGUACACCUCAACCAACAAUAGUUCGAUGGUCAUCAACACCGCCAGUUUCUGAUGAAAUGAUAGUCCAGUGGAAAGGCUUCUGUGCAAUCAUAGCAAAUGCGUACUUUGUGAGAGGAAUGGCAUGGCUACCAGUGAAGACUCUCCAACUAGAGCAGAUGGCAGUUGUGGGUCAUGCAGAAGAGCCAUCAGUUGUUGCUAGCCGGAUGAGAUUAGUUUUUACCACACUAGAGGUUGUGAGUCCACAAUGGCCAAAAGUAUGAAGCAGUAGAUCCAGAAUUGGACUUCACAAAUAAGAAACAUAGUUCAACAAGAUAUAUCUACAUUUCUUUUCUUUGUCCAUGCUCUGUUAACAUGAAUAUUCUGCUAUGUAAAUGUAUGUUUGACAUGCAAACUUUCAGUAUAACUUCAGAGGGCAAAGAAUUCAAAAGGAUAAAUUGAGUAAAGCUAGUCUGCUGCUUUGAGCUUGCUCACUGUGAA
Lycium ferocissimum is the source of this 2286-nucleotide messenger RNA. RefSeq lists its product as uncharacterized. The coding region runs from base 1248 to 2069 and encodes 273 amino acids. The record is from RefSeq and is a predicted model, not a curated record. Lineage: Eukaryota; Viridiplantae; Streptophyta; Magnoliopsida; Solanales; Solanaceae. The transcript is spliced from 6 exons.